GUCCUUACAGGGUGUGGGACUCCAUCCUGAGAAGCACUGAUGCUGAAAAAGAUUUGGGGGUUGUGGUAGAUAAUCAGCUGAACCACCAGCUACACACACCACCUGGCACUGCUUGUGGGGGAGGAGAGCUCUCUCCUGGCAUCAUGAUCCGGAGACUCCUGGACAGGCCCUGCACCUUGGCCCUGCUCAUUGGCUUCCAGUUUGCCUUCAUGGUGUACUUCUCCUUCGGCGGCUUCCGGAACCUGACCUCCAUCUUCGGGCGUGACUCGAACCCCGUCUUUGACUACUCCCGCACCCGGGAUGUGUACACCAACCUGAGUCACCUCCUGCCCCGGCCGCCUCCAGGCGGCAGCCCCACGGGGUCCCUGCCCUACUGCCCCGAGCGCUCGCCCUACCUCAUUGGCCCCCUGACAGUGAGCUUCAGUCAGGUGCCGACGCUGAAGCAGAUCGUGGAGAAGAACCCGGCGGUGAGGGAAGGGGGCAGAUACCGGCCCGUGACCUGCGAGCCCCGCUCCCGUACGGCCGUGAUCAUCCCCCACCGCAACCGGGAGACACACCUGCGCCACCUGCUCUACUACCUGCACCCCUUCCUGCAGCGCCAGCAGCUGCAGUACGGCAUCUAUGUCAUCCACCAGGCUGGAAACUCCACCUUCAACCGGGCCAAGCUGCUGAACGUGGGAGUGAAGGAGGCUCUGAGGGACGAGGAGUGGGACUGCCUCUUCCUGCACGAUGUCGACCUCAUCCCCGAGAACGACCACAACCUGUACACCUGCGACCCCUGGAGCCCCAAGCACGUCUCCAUCGCCAUGAACAAGUUCGGCUACAGCCUCCCGUAUGCCCAGUACUUCGGCGGCGUGUCGGCGCUCACCCCAAAUCAGUAUCUGAAAAUGAACGGCUUCCCCAAUGAGUACUGGGGCUGGGGUGGGGAGGAUGACGACAUUGCCACCAGGAUACGUCUGGCUGGCAUGAAGAUCUCGCGCCCUCCCAUAUCGGUCGGCCACUACAAGAUGGUGAAGCACAAAGGCGACCAGGGCAAUGAGGAGAACCCGCACCGGUUUGACCUGCUGAUCCGGACGCAGAGGAUGUGGACACAGGACGGCAUGAACUCGCUCACCUACACGCUGCUGGCCAAGGAGCUGCAUCCCCUGUACACCAACAUCACCGCUGACAUUGGGACCGACCCCCGGGCGCUGAAGGGCAGGAAGGGGUCUGUGCCCGGCUUCGGGGGGCAGAAGUACAAGACUGGGACCAACCAUGAGUUCAGGCAGGAGAUGCUGCGCAAAACACAUCCUGCCAAGCUACCCUGGGCCACAGCAAACUGGGGGAAGCAGCCCCCACCCCUGCCCCAGAGGUCUGGACAGGAUGCUGGCCAGGGAGCGCCCACAGCCCCCGGGACACAGAGCGAGGGGCCUGGAGCCACCGCAGGCCAGCUGGGGGGCAGGGAAGGGGCUGCAUGGGACAGCACCCAGAGGAAGGCCCAGGGGGGAGCUGUGGACAGCUCUGGGCCUCAGCGUGGAGCUGCUCAGGGCACCCAGCCGAGUGCCGGCAUCCCUCCACGGAGCCCUGACGCAUUGCAGCACAGCCAGGAGACCUCUAGCAAGGGGAAGCCUGAGUCUGGGGCAAUGGAUUUGGGUGGGGCUGAGAAUGCAGGGGGCAGUGCCCCACAGGCCCUGGCACAAGGGCAGCCCCCCCAGACACAGUGGGACAAUCAGACCUUCCCGCCGAGCACCCGCUAACCAGAGAGGGCCCUGGACAUCAGGAAUGGGGUCGGGGCAGCCAGAGACUCGCUGUGUGAGCUGAGCCCUUCCCAGCUCCUAGAACAAACC
Messenger RNA from Emys orbicularis (European pond turtle), 1826 nucleotides. It is a transcript of the gene B4GALT3, whose product is annotated as beta-1,4-galactosyltransferase 3. The record is from RefSeq and is a predicted model, not a curated record. The transcript has 7 exons. Gene Ontology annotation, cellular component: Golgi apparatus. NCBI's taxonomy places the organism in Eukaryota, Metazoa, Chordata, Testudines, Emydidae. Gene Ontology annotation, molecular function: galactosyltransferase activity. Bases 144 to 1736 code for a protein of 530 amino acids. Gene Ontology annotation, biological process: carbohydrate metabolic process; galactosylceramide biosynthetic process.